Messenger RNA from Salvia miltiorrhiza (redroot sage), 2090 nucleotides. Its product is annotated as arabinosyltransferase RRA3-like. The transcript is spliced from 2 exons. Gene Ontology annotation, biological process: root hair cell development. The record is from RefSeq and is a predicted model, not a curated record. Lineage: Eukaryota; Viridiplantae; Streptophyta; Magnoliopsida; Lamiales; Lamiaceae. Gene Ontology annotation, molecular function: glycosyltransferase activity. The coding region runs from base 213 to 1535 and encodes 440 amino acids.
UAAUAUUAUAAUCAGGAAAUUAAAAAACAAUGCGAGAAAAUAUCACGUUCAACGGCGGCCCAGGCUCAAAGUCUACUUCUCUGAGUCGCUGUAAAGAAAUAAUGCAGGCUACUAUUUAGUUGAAUUUAUCAGCUGUUAAUUAUAUUGUUGGUAAUUAUAUUGUUGAAUAAUGCUAUAGCAAUAGCAUACUGCAAAUCCGCCGUGAGAAAGUGAUGAUUGGCGGUCGUAGAGAGGCCGCGCUGAUGAAGAAGGACGGCGGCCAAUCGCUGCGUAAAUCGAGAAUCGCUGCCGCGAUCUUCGUCGGGAUUUUACUCGGUUGCGUCUUCGCCUUCUUCUAUCCGAACGGAUUCUUCGUCUCAUCGUCAUCGCCGCUGAGUCGCCGCCUCGUCGCCGCCUCCGAUCCGGAGGUUAUUACUUCUUCAUGUGAAUCAUCAGAACGCAUCAACUUGUUGAAAUCAGAGUUUGUCUCUGCUUCAGAGAAAAAUGCAGAGUUGAAAAGGCAAGUUAGGGAGUUGAAGGAGAAGCUUCGGUUUGCUGAGCAAGGGAAGGAUAGUGCACAGAAACAGGUGAUGGUGUUAGGCGAACAGCAGAAGGCUGGGCCUUUUGGCACUGUUAAGGGAUUGCGAACCAACCCCACAGUUGUACCUGAUGAAUCUGUCAACCCGAAGUUGGCCAAGUUACUGGAGGAAGUUGCUGUGAAUCGUGAAGUCAUUGUUACACUUGCCAAUUCAAAUGUUAAGGACAUGUUGGAGGUGUGGUUCAAAAAUAUCAAAAGAGUGGGUAUACCUAAUUACUUAGUCUUUGCAUUGGAUGAGGAAAUUUACAGUUUUUGUCAAUCAAAUGAUGUUCCAGUAUAUAAAAAAGACGUAGAGGAGAUAAAGGAAGAUAAGAACUUUGAAUCUAUUGCAAGAACUGGAGGAAAUCAUGCUGUCUCAGGAUUGAAAUUUCGGAUCUUGAGGGAGUUCUUGCAGAUGGGAUAUAGUGUUUUGCUCUCAGAUGUCGACAUAGUCUACUUGCAAAAUCCAUUUGAGCAUCUGUACAGGGAUUCGGAUGUGGAGUCCAUGACUGAUGGACACAAUAAUAUGACAGCUUAUGGAUACAAUGAUGUUUUUGAUGAACCUGAAAUGGGUUGGGCUAGGUACGCUCAUACAAUGAGGAUAUGGGUUUACAACUCUGGGUUCUUCUAUAUUAGACCCACAAUCCCCUCUAUAGAGCUCUUGGACCGUGUGGCUGGUAGGCUGGCUCGAGAGAAUGCUUGGGACCAGGCAGUCUUUAACGAAGAGCUUUUCUACCCAUCACAUCCUGGUUAUGAGGGGCUUCAUGCAUCCAGAAGAACUAUGGAUUAUUACAUGUUCAUGAACAGUAAAGUUCUCUUCAAAACCGUAAGGAAGAACCCACAAUUGCGCAAGCUUAAGCCAGUCAUAAUCCACAUAAAUUAUCACCCUGAUAAGCUGUGGCGAAUGAAAGCAGUUGUGGAUUACUAUGUGAACGGGAAGCAAGAUGCUUUGGAGUCCUUCCCUGAUGGUUCAUCUUAGUAAGAAAAUUUCCUAUUCAACACAUAUCAUUAACCUCUUCCAUGAAAACUACAUAUUGGGAAUUCAUAUUUUGUAUCAAACUGAGAAUUUGUUUAAUCUUACUCUGCAGAACUGUUUUUUAGUAUUCUAGUUCACUUAGCACUUUUUGCUGACAAAGCCAAAAGGCUUUUGCUUCUGAAGAAAAGCUCGGAGUUGAAGUAACUUCCAUGACAUUACAGAAGCUCUGUGCAAUCAUCCUUCACCAUAUACAAGAGGUCUUAAUUACAGAACGUUUCUACUGGCAUGUCAUAGCAUCGCUUCACUAUACAGGUAAAUCACCACGGGAUCUUUUUUGGUUUGGUACGUCACAAAUAAGAACGACCCCUGUGACUUGUGUGUACGCUUCACUAUGGAAACUCUAUUUUGGCUUUUCUCAAUUUCUGAACCUGUUUUGAGGCUUGUUAUCUGGAUUCUUUGCUUCAAGAGUUUGUACUAGAAAUGGUCCAUAUAUUUUCUUUAGCUUAUCCUGCAUAACCAUACUAUUCCUAAUUAGAUAUUGAUUAUCGGCUUUGUUAA